Molecule: messenger RNA, 2316 nt
Organism: Daucus carota subsp. sativus
Lineage: Eukaryota; Viridiplantae; Streptophyta; Magnoliopsida; Apiales; Apiaceae
Product: UDP-glucuronate 4-epimerase 3
Exons: 1
Coding region: 631-1929 (432 amino acids)
Source: RefSeq, a predicted model, not a curated record
UAAAGAGGAAAAGCCCUAGUUAUUGGAGAUUACUAGAAAUAAUUUACCCAAUUUCGUUACUUUGACCCUUCUUGAUCUUCAUUAAAGUUUCAGUACUAAUUUUGUUCAAACCCCUUUCGUCUUCACCUUCACCAUUGGAGUCCACCAUUAAAGAUUAUAUCUUUCAAAUCAUACAUGAUUUAAUCAAUCAUUAAGAUCAUAAAUCCUUUUUUAAUCUUGUAAACAAACACACCUAACCCCACAUCAACAACAACACUUUCCUCCAAGAAACCUGAAGAUUCCAUCUCUACAUACACACACAUAUACACACAGAAAUUUACCAUUUUCAUUACCAACAAUUACCCUUUUUCUUGCACUUUCUAUCUUCAAAUUCUCAUACCCCCAUCUGGAAAUUUGCAUAAAGAUGAGGUAAACACAUAGAGAUUGGAUCUUUAUUGAUUUCAAGAAAGCCCAAGAAUAUUGAUUAGGAGGAAGAGGAUUCAAUUGGGUUUUUUCACAUAAAGAUUGGAUCUUGAGAAAUUCCAAGAAAGCCCAAGAGAAUUAACUGAGAGGAAGAGGCUUGAAUUGGGUUUUUUUGGGGGUUUCGAAAGCGAAAAUUUCAAGAUUUGCGAAGAAAAAGAUUGGUUUUUGAUGAAGCAAAUGAACCACAUUGAUGAUAUACCAUCAACCCCAGGGAAGUACAAAUCUCCAUAUGGGUAUAGAAAUAGAUGGCAUUCUAAUCUUGCAAAACUCACUUUUUGGUCUUUUGUGUUGUUGGGUUUGAUCUUUUUCUUCUGUUUUAGAUCAUCAUCAUCUUCUGCAGCAUCUGCAGAUCUGUCAAGACGUUCUCUGAGAACAUCUUCUUGGGGAGGUCCAGUUUGGGAAAAAAGGGUUCGAAAUUCGGCUCGAAUUAAGUCUCCUAAUGGGAUGUCAGUUUUGGUCACUGGUGCUGCUGGAUUUGUUGGAACUCAUGUCUCCGCGGCACUGAAGCGCCGCGGAGAUGGUGUUUUAGGGCUUGAUAAUUUCAAUGACUAUUAUGAUCCCACAUUGAAACGAGCCCGCCAGGCGCUCUUGGAGCGGUCUGGGAUUUUUAUUGUGGAGGGGGAUAUUAAUGAUAUGGUUCUUCUGAAAAAGUUGUUUGAUGUGGUUGCUUUUAGUCAUGUGAUGCAUUUGGCUGCUCAAGCGGGUGUGAGGUAUGCUAUGCAGAAUCCUAGUUCGUAUGUUCAUAGUAAUAUUGCUGGACUUGUUAGUAUGCUUGAAGUUUGUAAAUCAGCUAAUCCGCAACCUGCGAUUGUUUGGGCAUCAUCGAGUUCUGUUUAUGGACUUAAUACAAAAGUACCCUUCUCGGAGAAAGAUAGAACAGAUCAACCAGCUAGUCUUUAUGCUGCUACUAAAAAAGCUGGCGAAGAGAUUGCACAUACUUAUAAUCAUAUAUAUGGACUUUCACUUACUGGCUUGCGGUUCUUUACUGUUUAUGGCCCUUGGGGAAGACCAGAUAUGGCUUAUUUCUUUUUCACAAAGGAUAUACUGAAAGGGAAGUCGAUUCCGAUAUUUGAGGCUGCUAAUCAUGGGACUGUAGCCAGGGAUUUUACUUACAUUGAUGAUAUUGUGAAGGGUUGUUUGGCAGCAUUGGAUACCGCUGAGAAGAGUACUGGUAGUGGUGGGAAGAAGAAAGGGCCGGCUCAAUUGCGAGUGUUCAAUCUGGGUAAUACUUCGCCUGUGCCAGUUUCUGAUCUUGUGAGCAUUUUAGAGAGGUUGCUGAAAGUGAAGGCAAAAAGAUCAGUAAUGAAGUUACCUCGGAAUGGGGAUGUGCAAUUUACACAUGCAAACAUCAGUUCUGCACGUAGAGAACUUGGAUAUAAGCCCUCAACAGAUCUGCAAACUGGUCUGAAGAAAUUUGUUCGAUGGUACUUGAGCUACUAUGAAAAUGGAAAGAAAAAUGACCACUGAUACAUUGUUCAAUUGUGUGGUAGGAUCUUUACAAUUCUUGUUUAUUUUCAAUUCAAAUCAUUGUUUUAAUCUCUGUUCCUACCACAAAUACAUGCUUCAUAUAUAUCUUGAUCAGGUCAUAUAAUAUCACAUCCCACGAUGAUGAAGGUUUUUGUGAUCAAGACUGUGAUCUGUGUCCAAAGAAACUCUAAACCACAUGUUUUUCAAUCUUGGAUUGUAAUUGUUGUAGUUUUAUCAUUGUAGAUUCAUGAUUGAUAGAUCACUUUACUGAUUGGACUGUAUCAUCUUUACAAAUUUCAAAUAAAUAGCACACAGUAGGUUCGCUAUUAUAGGCUUUCCUGAUAUAUAUUUACUUUGAUGUGUUAUGAGACGAUGUGUUGUAUUCAA